Molecule: messenger RNA, 3597 nt
Organism: Podarcis muralis (Common wall lizard)
Lineage: Eukaryota; Metazoa; Chordata; Lepidosauria; Squamata; Lacertidae
Gene: S1PR1
Product: sphingosine-1-phosphate receptor 1
Biological process (GO): G protein-coupled receptor signaling pathway
Cellular component (GO): membrane
Molecular function (GO): sphingosine-1-phosphate receptor activity
Source: RefSeq, a predicted model, not a curated record
AGCAGUUUGCAACCAGACGAUGGCAACCCUGAGGCAGCAGGGGUCAGAGGCAGCCGCGUGGUCCGCGGACGACUUCCCUCUCGUGUGAAAUCCGCCUCUCCCGCUGCGCGCGCGCGCAGUCCCCGCACGGAGCCAGACGCGAACUUUUUUGGGGGGAGGUGGGGGCGAGUAGGAAGGAAGGAAGGAAGGAAACAGGUGUUAACCCUUCCGCAGCUGCGCUCCGUUUAAGAGCCGCCGCCCAAGAGCCGCCGGCCAGUUUUGCCCGGGACUUGGCAAGCGAAGAGCGAGCGCUGCGCCUCCGCGUUGUCUGCGCGCCGUGCGCUCCAGGCUUGCCAAGAGUUAACGCGGGAGAGCCGCGACUGUGGUUACUGAGGUUACCCAGAAGGAGCUAGACGUUGGAAGCCGCAGACGUUUGGACCUUGAAGCCCGGGGCAGCUGCUGAACUACCUGCUCCACAUCGCCUCUUGGUGGCCGUCUGGAGAACUGCAACUCAGGCUGGCACCAUGGACUCCACCAAGGACCCCCACGUGAAGGCCUUCGGUGGAGUCAGCGACUAUCUCAACUAUGAGAUCAUCAUAGAGCAUUACAACUUCACGGGGAAGCUAAAUGAAAACGCGGACACCGGGAUCAAAGCAAGUUCUGCGGUCUUCAUCAUCAUCUGUUGCUUCAUCAUCCUGGAGAACAUCUUUGUCCUUCUGACCAUCUGGAAAACAAAGAAGUUCCACAGGCCUAUGUACUAUUUCAUUGGCAACUUGGCACUCUCUGACUUGCUGGCCGGGGUGGCUUAUGUCGCCAACCUCUUACUGUCCGGACACAAGACCUACACCCUCACCCCUGCCCAGUGGUUUCUAAGGGAAGGGAGCAUGUUUGUGGCGUUGUCCGCCUCUGUGUUCAGCCUCCUGGCCAUCGCCAUUGAGAGAUACAUUACAAUGUUGAAGAUGAAGCUUCACAACAGCAGCAACAGUUCCCGUUCUUUCCUGUUGAUCAGUGCCUGCUGGCUCAUCUCUGUGAUAUUAGGAGGUCUCCCCAUUAUGGGCUGGAACUGCAUCCAACGUCUACAAAGCUGUUCCACCGUGUUGCCCCUCUACCACAAGUAUUAUAUCCUCUUCUGCACCUCGGUCUUCACGGGCCUCUUGUUGUCUAUCGUGGUUCUUUACUGCAGGAUCUACAUCUUGGUAAGGACCAAGAGCCGUCAGCUGACUUUCCGGAAGAACAUGGCCAAAGCCACCAGGAGCUCCGAGAAGUCUCUAGCUCUGCUCAAGACGGUGAUCAUUGUUUUAAGUGUGUUCAUUAUCUGCUGGGCCCCUUUGUUCAUUCUCCUCUUACUGGACGUGCGGUGCAAAGUCCGGACUUGCCCAGUUCUCCUCAAGGCCGAAUAUUUCUUAGUACUGGCGGUUCUCAACUCGGCCACAAACCCGAUCAUCUACACGCUAACGAACAAGGAGAUGCGGAGAGCUUUUGUCAAGAUUAUGUCGUGCUGCAAAUGUCCCGCCGCAGACUCCGGGACCAAAUUUAAGAGGCCCAUCAUUGGGGGGAUUGAGUUCAGCCGAAGCAGAUCCGACAACUCCUCCCACCCGCAGAAAGACGAGGGCGACUCUCCAGAAACUAUUGUGUCUUCGGGUAAUGUCACCUCGUCAUCGUAGGAGCUCUCGAAUGGAGGAGGCGUGGGCCCGCCGAAGGCCGAUGCGUGGAAUGGUUCUGAUCACUUGUCUCACGCCAAGAUGAGGGAAAGGAUAGGCUUGAAGGGGAGUUGUGUGGCACUUGCGAGGGGAGGAGCGGGGACAGAUUGUGUGACUUGAAAACAUUUCCUCCCUGGAAGUUUGUUGUGUGUCGUUUGGGAUUGCAACGAGGCCACUUAGGGUUGCUGGAAGUGUUUGUGCCCUAUAUAACUCCGAAGACUGAAACCUUGGUGAAACGACACCUGUUGAAUGAGGGUGGGUGGGGGGUGGAAAAUACUAUUUUCCUCUCCAGAAAAAUGUGAACCUAUAAAAUAAAGAGCUUACUGGGUUUUUCCUUCUUCUUUUGAAUAACAGCCCUCCCCACCUUACUGAGCAGCAAGGGGAAGCCAAUCUGCCUGUCGAUUCUCUUCUGGGCAAAUCUAAAGAGAAUUUGAGUGUUUUGCUUCAAGAUUGGCCAAAGCGCCACUUGACUUUCAAUUAGAAGUUGGUGGGAACUGGGACAUGGAGGGCUUCAAUGGUUAGUUUGAAGAACACUGCCUCUCACUGCAUGCUGCCAUUGAAUUCUCCUGAAUUGAAUGGGACUACACUUGAGUUAGGCUGGGGAUGUCUGGAACGGAAGGGGCCUCAUUUGAACCUUGGCAUGAAAUUGAUUUGAUAAAUGUGCCACUCGAUAACAAGGUGCAUUUAUUGUUAGCAAUUUCGAUAGCACCUCGGCGCAUGAGGGGCCGUACAAACUAUUGUCUCACUUAUUCUCGGAAUAAUCCUAUCAUAGUUUAGGCCGAGCGACGGCUCUUGGAGGCGUCUGAAGCCUUGAACGCUGGAUAAAGUUUGGACGAAGCCAAUGGUCUGCAUUCCACCCCAGAUUCUUUUAGAUCCCAGAACGUUUGCAAUUUUAAAAGGUGUUUAUAAGUUUGCCGAUGUCCACAGAAAGUAUUUGUUGUGUUAAUUGAAUGUAAUUUGCCACAGCAUCAAUUGCUGGGCUCUGUGUGUUUGUGUGUAAAUAUAUACAUAUAAAUAUAUAUUUGACCCGAGUUAAUUGGGUGCACAUUCUGUGUGUACAAUGUGUACAGUGUGUAGAGAAGCUAACCAGGAUAGUAGCUGUCCUGUGCUAAGAGUAAUAGUUUUCCAUUUGUAUCAAUAAUUUGGGACUCACCUUAAAUCUCAUGGGACCUGGGCUGGUUCUAAACACAUCAAGAAGCGAUUUAGUUAAACGCGUUGUAAACUUCAUAGUGGGAAAUCCCAUUAGCGAAAAACGGGACUCCACAGCGCCACCUGGUGUCGCGGUGUUAUAACGCAUAUAAAGUCCUUUAUCUUUACGAAUGUAGCUGAGUCCCUGGUUUAAAUUAUUUGGUGCCUCUCUCAAGUUUUUCCCCCUCCCUCAUCUUCUCCAAAAAGAGUGACUGGGUGCAAAGGAGGAUAGCAGAGCUGCUGUAUUUCAGCUGUGUAGGAAAGGAAAUUUCAGGAGGUUGUGCAGAUGCAAAAAGUCAGGCCACCUGAAAUUACUUUUUGUUACGCAGCUGUUAAAAAGUCGCAGUGACUCUCUUCCUCCUUUGGGGAGGAGGGGCCAUAGCUGAGUUACAGAGCUCAUGUUUUGUGUGCCAAAAAUUCCAAAUCUAUACAUUGAAAAGAAAUUGGCAGUAGGGUGUUCAGUGAUGUGGGCCCAGACCCAACGGUUGAAGGUUGUUGUCCGAGAGUGUUACUGAGGUAAUUAUGCAGGACUGCUGAAUUCAAUGCAUUAAUGUACAAAUAUUGGUUUUUUUAAAAAAAAUAAGACUGCUGGCCUUCUAGUAUUCCUAGUGCAAUUCUUUUUGUAAAAACAAAAAUAGAAUUUAACUUGUUUCUGACUUUGGUUGUACAGUUUGCACAUAGCUGCGUUGACCUCUAAAUAUAAAUAAACUGAGGGUUUUGUACAAGUUCU